UAAAAAUGGUAAAAGAAGUUGGGCCUGAAAUGCUAAAACCCAGCCUUUGUACGGGUCGGUCUAUUUGAUAGGAAACGGCGGCGGCCGGCGAGAUUACCUUCCCUAUCAAGUUCCGGUUUACCGUUUAAUCAGGAACUAUUCUCCAUCGUUUCAUAUAAAUUUCUUUCCUAAAUUUCUAAUUUCCUUUCCGCUCCCAAAAGGUAUCGAUGCUACAGCGAUGGCUCUGCACAAUUCUAGUAAACUCUAACCCUAACCGGAAAUUCACUAUUCCUUAUGCUGUUCUGAACCGGAGGUUUCAGGCGCCAAAUCCGGCGAUUCGCCGCCUCAUUUCUUCAACUCCGCGCAUGAGUUACGCCAGAAGAUCGGAAGCGGUUCCUAUUCCUUCGCCCCUCACGGCCGAUAAAAACGAGGUGUAUCGGGCACUCGAGGCCGCUCUAGGUUCCCCAUUCAGUUCUUCUCCCAUAGCUCCGAACCCUAACUCUCUCAUCAUCGUGAUCAGCGGGCCCAGUGGCGUCGGCAAAGAUGUAGUGAUUAAACGUCUGCGAGAAGUCAAACAGAACAUCCAUUUCGUCGUCACGGCCACGAGCCGUCAGAAACGGGCCGGUGAGGUCGACGGUAAGGAUUACUACUUCGUCAGCAAAGAUGAAUUUCUGUCCAUGAUUGCAAAAAACGAGCUUUUGGAGUAUGCUUUGGUUUAUGGAGAUUAUAAGGGUAUUCCUAAACAACAAAUAAGGGAUUAUUUGGGGAAAGGUUUUGAUAUUGUCUUGAGAGUAGAUAUACAAGGAGCGGCAACUUUGAGGAAGAUUCUGGGAAAUGGAGCAGUGUUUGUGUUCUUAGUUGCAGAGAGUGAGGAAGCAUUGGUAAAGAGAUUGAUUGAGAGGAAGACAGAGACUAAGGAGACUUUGCUGGUGCGGGUUGCAACAGCUAGGGAGGAGGUUAGGCAUAUGAGGAGCUUUGAUUAUGUUAUUGUGAAUAGAGAGGGAGAGUUGGAUGGUGCGGUAAAGUUGGUGGAGGCCAUCAUUGAUGCAGAGAAGGCCAAAGUUCUUCAGAGGAAUGCCACCAUCUAGUAACAAUAUACUCGGUUUUUCUCCGUGGAAAUUAAUACAAACUGCUUGUUGUGCUUCGACUCUUUGCUGGUUUAGUUUUGUUCGCAAUGCAUUUUGAUAUUUCUGUAAUCAAUUUUCUGUUUGCUUACAUGGUUUUGCAGAAAGAGACACAGCAGGUGAAGUUUUUCGUGUAGCUUUACUUUGAAUGUGGGUUCUUAAUUGCACGAUUAGUGUUACUAU
Molecule: messenger RNA, 1286 nt
Organism: Cuscuta europaea
Lineage: Eukaryota; Viridiplantae; Streptophyta; Magnoliopsida; Solanales; Convolvulaceae
Source: the annotation of a GenBank genome assembly